AUGAUGCGCCGCGCCGUGAGCGGUUGCGUUGCCGGGGCCGCCUCCGCUGAGGCUGGCUGCCACGUCGGCGCAUAUUGCCCUUCCUACCACACGGAGCGGUGUGCGAGGUCGCGCGAAACCUCGCCGACCGACUACAAAGACUGCUGCAGCGAGCAGGAGGUCGUCGCGGGGCCUUUCGGCGAACCCGUCGUCGUCGGCUGCCGCGCCGGCGCACGCUCCGCCCUGGCGGCGGAGGUGCUAAUCAACGCGGGCUUCACAGAAGUCAAGAGCGUGGAGGGCGGCAUCCGGGCCUGGGUCGCGGCAGGCUGCCAAUCGAGCCACGCGGGCCCCCUAGGCUUAAAAGGGUGGGCCCUGGGGCGCCUGCGGCUUAAACGGCUUAAAACGGGCCUAGGCCCGUUUUAA
Emiliania huxleyi CCMP1516 is the source of this 402-nucleotide messenger RNA. RefSeq lists its product as hypothetical. Lineage: Eukaryota; Haptophyta; Isochrysidales; Noelaerhabdaceae. The record is from RefSeq and is a predicted model, not a curated record. The coding region runs from base 1 to 402 and encodes 133 amino acids. The transcript is spliced from 4 exons.